Branchiostoma belcheri (Belcher's lancelet) is the source of this 1220-nucleotide messenger RNA. RefSeq names its product trichohyalin-like. Bases 175 to 888 code for a protein of 237 amino acids. The transcript has 3 exons. The record is from RefSeq and is a predicted model, not a curated record. NCBI's taxonomy places the organism in Eukaryota, Metazoa, Chordata, Leptocardii, Amphioxiformes, Branchiostomatidae.
GACUAAACAGAACGCAGUCUUCACCAACAGAUGAAAAUGAGCCUUACGUGAACGCUGGUCAACGUAUGUUGAUAAGAUUUUGUUGAAUCAUACUGAACACCACUUCUGAACCAUAAGACUGAACUGGACCCAAAAAUGGCCACUCUAUCAUAAUACAAACUAAGGAUACAGGACAUGGAUCAGACUAAGCAAAAGAUAGACAUGCUAAAGCAGGACAUGCGUAUGCUGAAGAAGGAAUUAGGUGUAUUAGAGCAGGAGAGAGAGCUCAAGCAGCAUACAGAUCAGAUUAAACAGGAGAUUGAUCAGCUUAUACAGGAGAGGGAUCUGGUUAGGCAGGAUAGAUUUCAGUUGAAGCAAGAAAGGGAUCAGUUGAAGCAGGAGAGAGAUCAGUUAAAGCAGGUGACGGAUAAGUUGAAGCAGGAGAUGGGUCAGUUUAAGCAGGGGAGGGAUCAGUUAAAGCAAGAAAGAGAUCAGAUUAAACAGGAAAGAGAUCGAUUAAAGCAGGAGACGUUUCAGUUGAAGCAGAAAAAGGAUCAGUUGAAAAAGGGGAUUGAUAGGUUUAAGCUGGAGAGGGAUGAGCUCGAGCGGGAGAUAGAUACGCUGCAGGAGAUACGUACUAGGCAGACGUUACUGAUGGAGGAUGAACAUGAUAAGCCGAAGAAGACUUGGGACACGUAUGCGACAGACAAGAAGAAAACGAUGAAGCAGUCCACCAACGACAUGAAGCAACCUCAAACUAAGGUACGCAGGGGACAGGCGAGAUUGGAGAAGAAGAAACGGCAAGAGGAGAGACACAGACAGAAAGUAGUCGGUAACAGACAACCGGAGGAGCAAAAUGAAGAUGCCAACACAGUUCUCGUUAAGGACAUGAGCUUACUCAGCAUAUAAUAUAAUAAUAAAGCCAUCCAGAAACAAUGUACAUGCAUAGGUUAUAAUAUAGGAGAUUAGAGUCUAUCUCUUAUACCAUCUCUGGCAAAAAUUAAGCAGAAAUAUUUAAAGGUAUUUGAAACUUCUCAACCAUCCAUUUGAAAGUGACAUCUUUGCAAGACGUAUCUACAUGUACAUGUAGUACAUGUACAUGUACUUUCAGCAUGAAUUUCUGUGUGUGUAACAACCAUUUGCUGUCUUUCAGUUAGAUGUAUCAUGUACAGAAUGAAUUUCCUUACGAACAGUUGUGUUAUUGUUUUUAUGGGUUCACCACACCACGAAGUGGUGUGGUG